Molecule: messenger RNA, 822 nt
Organism: Exaiptasia diaphana
Lineage: Eukaryota; Metazoa; Cnidaria; Anthozoa; Actiniaria; Aiptasiidae
Exons: 5
Coding region: 61-642 (193 amino acids)
Source: RefSeq, a predicted model, not a curated record
ACAAUUGUAUAUUUUAGGGCGUUUGUCCUUCGUCGAUCACUUGUUGUAAGCAGUACCAAAAUGGCGAAGUACUUGACCGUUGUUCUUGCAUGUCUAUCUAUGCUUGCUUCACUGGAAGCGUUCACAUAUAAAACCAAGAACGUAUUCUUCUCGACGGACGGCGAUGAACGUAAUGACGYGCGUAGCGAAGUCGACGGAACUGGCAGCGUUUCUUGGUUCGACAAGCGACAGAAAACYAUCAAUUUAUCGAAGGGAAAGUGCCAUUGUCGUAGGUCAUCGAAACUGAACCAAGGAUGCCAAUGUUGCAUUAGCGUCUCUAUCAAGACAUUACCGAAAAUGGAAGCUUGUGCAGAAUUCGAGUACGACUCUUCAGCAAAGGCUCURGACUUCACGGUCACAAUCAACCGAGAGAUGGUGUCGAGGAAAAGAAUUUCAGUYACAAUGGACACCAAGUUUUGUCAUAACUAUGAAAUCAGUUCAGACAACGCCACAGUCUGCUUGGGCCUGAGGAAGAUCUCGCUUGAGGAAGGUCACGCCGGAGCUUGCAUGUUUAUGCAAAUUGAAAGCGGUGCUACGAUUCAYUGGGAUCAAAACAUUGGAUGCAUUUACAAGAGAAACUUCUCAGCCAUUAACAUUGUAUAGAGSUGUCUUUAUCCAGUAGUCUAGUAGWAAAUAUAUACCUCACUAAAGUAAUGUUAAAUGACCGAAAUGAAUUCCGAAACUUCACUAAAUAGCUAUAUAAUUAGGCUUCCUGUGUUACAUGAUUUAAGAGAAAGACUUAUGAAACAAUUUCAUAUGUAAUAAAUAUAUUCUUAAUAUUAA